AUGGAGAGCUGGAUAAGUGGGAUAAGAGGUGUAGCCUAUGAAAUGGAAGACGUUAUAGACGCCAUCAAGUCCAUGCACGAGAGCCGACACCAAAGGAGAGGCUGCAUGGGCUCCAUUUCAAGGUACUCUCACAAACCUUGUGAAUUGAUCACCCACCGUAAAAUUAGUUCCGGAAUUGAGCAGAUAAAGAUCAAGAUCCAGAGUAUUUCCAAUGGCAGAGAUAGAUAUGGCAUUGCUAAUCUAGGUGAAGGUAGUGGAGUGGACGACAGUUUGCAAGCACUGAGACAAUUCCCUCCCCAUUUCUACGACGACACUGAUGUCGUAGGCUUUGAGGAUGAUAAGGAAAAAUUAGUGAAACAAUUAGUUGAUCCGGAGAACAAAAACUGCAGUGUAGUUUCUAUAGUGGGUAUGGGUGGGCUUGGCAAGACCACCCUCGCAAGAAAACUGCAUAUUGACCCAGCGAUUAGAGAACAUUUUGACACCUUUGCUUGGAUUUCAGUUUCUCAGAAGUACCGAGUUAUUGAGCUACUCAAGGAUAUCAUGAAAAAGGUGAUGGAACUCACAAAGAAGAAAGAAAGAAAUACAAGAAUUACACUAGAAGAGUUAGAGCAGAUGGGUGAAGAAGAAGUGAGAGAGCAGCUCCGUAACUUCCUACGAGACAAAAGGCAUUUGGUCGUGAUGGAUGAUGUAUGGAGUGUUGAUGUUUGGAGACAAAUGCAUCACAUCUUUUCUAAUGGAAACAACGGUAGCAGAAUACUGCUUACUACCCGUAAAAUUGAAGUUGCAAGACAUGCCGAGCCAUGGAUUCCUCCACAUGAACUGCAGCUUUUGAACGACGCACAGAGUUUGGAACUCUUCUGUAGGAAGGCAUUUCCACCAAAUCAAGACGUCCCGACUGAGCUGGAGGCAUUGGCCCAGAAGCUUGCAAAGAGGUGUGGUGGACUUCCUCUUGCACUUGUGGUGUUAGGGGGCCUUCUGUCGAGGAAAGAUCGUAGCUACGACACCUGGUUGAGAGUAGCUCGGAACAUGAAAUGGGAAUCUAGUGGAGAUGGGCAGGAAUGCCUCCGUAUAUUGGGCUUGAGUUACGAUGACCUGCCAUAUCCGUUAAAACCAUGUUUCUUGUACAUCGCUGCGUUCCCAGAGGACUCAACUAUCUCCACUUCCAAAUUGGUUAGGUUGUGGAUCGCCGAAGACACCGCAAGGGACUGGCUGGAUGAGUUGGUGCAGAGGUGCAUGAUCCAGGUUGUGGAGAGAAGCAUGGCUCAUGGGCGGGUUGAGAGCAUACGCAUCCAUGAUAUGCUGCGCGACUUUGGCCUAUCAGAAGCCGGAAAGGAUGGAUUUCUUCAUAUUUGCAGCAGCGACGACAAGGCAGUAUCUGAUGGUAUAUCGUGUCAUCGUGCGGCUUUCCACAGUCGUAUAAAUGACGAGGUUGCUGUUUUCUCACCACAUCUCCGCACUCUGCUGGGCUUCAAUUUAGUUUUGAAAGACAGUACUUCUGCGGGAAAAUUUCUGAAUGGUUUAAACUUAGUAAGAGUGUUGGAGUUCGAGGGCGCAAGAGAUUUGAAGGAGUUACCAAAACAGAUCGGGCAGCAUGAUUCAUCUACGAUACCUGGGAUUGAGAAACACUAG
This is a messenger RNA of Phoenix dactylifera (date palm), 1629 nucleotides long. NCBI's taxonomy places the organism in Eukaryota, Viridiplantae, Streptophyta, Magnoliopsida, Arecales, Arecaceae. The record is from RefSeq and is a predicted model, not a curated record.